UGUCAGUUGCCGACCGCGCGUAAGAACAAACUUGUACAAAAGAAAGCUACACCCGUAUUUGACCCCAAUAUAUUGUCAAAAUAUUACAAAAAGAACCGGGACAUAUUUUAAAUAUGGUGUUAAUCGGUCCGUGUGUGUAUUAUUGAAUUUCUGUAGUGCCUGUUUGGUCAGGAAGUUGUGUUUGUAGUUAGUACUGUGAACUGCCAGUGAGCUCGAGCUCGCAAUCUCACGUGAGUCUCUGCAGAUGGAGAACUUUAUUUUGUAUGAAGAGAUUGGGAGAGGUAGCAGAUCAGUUGUUUAUAAGGGCAGAAGGAAAGGCAGCAUACAUUUCGUGGCCAUCAUCUGCAGUGACAAAUCCAAGAGACCUGAAUUAACAAACCAUGUGAGACUUGCCCAUGACAUUAAGCAUGAAAAUGUGGUAUCUUUCUAUGAAUGGUAUGAGACCAGCAACCAUCUGUGGCUGGUGGUGGAGAUGUGCACAGGUGGAUCCCUGGCAGCACUGAUCGCUCAAGAUGAGUGCUUGUCUGAGGAUGUAGUGCGAGAGUUUUCCAUUGACCUGAUAAAAGGUCUUAAAUACAUCCACGACUCUGGCAUUGUUGUCUCGGAUCUCACACCUGCGAAGAUUUUGUUGGAUGGACCAGGAACUCUAAAGUACUCCAAUUUCUGCCUGGCCAAAGCUGAAGGAGAAAGUCUGGAGGAGUUUUUCUCUCUUGUGAUGGCAGAGGAGACAGGAGCUGGAGACUGUAUCUCUCCACAAAACAUCAAGAACAGAAUUAAAGGCUCUCCUGUGUAUUGCGCUCCAGAGGUGUUGAGAGGAGCAGACUCCAGUGUCUGCAGUGACCUGUGGGCGUUAGGCUGCAUCCUUUAUGAAAUGUUCACAGGAAAACCUUCCUUUGUCUCUGAGAGUAUGACCGGUCUAGUUGAUCUAAUUUUAAAUGAAGAUCCUCCACCCCUAAGACAAAAAGAACCUGCUUUCUCACAGCCCAGUGUAGAGUUUGAGAGGCUAGUCAUGGGUUUACUUCAGAAAGACCCAGUGAAAAGGUUAAGCUGGGACCUUUUAGUAGCUCAACCGUUCUGGAGGGAAGUGUUUUCAGAGGCACACAUCACAAUGGGAAAAGGGCAGGAUGACGUCUCGCUUAUAUCCAGCCUGCAUUUGGCCCCUUUGGCUUCUCAGACAGCAGAGGAGUCACAGACAGCAUCUGCUGACCCAGCCAGCCCAAACCUCAGCAAGUCCUUCACAUUAGAUAAUGUGAUUGAGUUUAGACCAAAGUCUGCGCUGGACAUUGAUUCCAAAGAGGCCAUUUUCCUUCUCAGCUCCAGACCAACUCCCAGAACAAGCUCUAGAGAGAUGGAAGACAAUCGGCCUGCAAUUCAAGAAUCCAGUGUCAUGGUGGAGGAGCAGAGUGACUUGAACACUUGUAUUAAAUCACUUUUAUACACGGAUAAUGACCUUGCAGUUACUCCCAUCAUGGAUAACCCAAAGAUUUUAAAGACUGCUCCAGUUCGUUUUGACCCCAAAACGCUUUGUGUACCAGCACACUCAGCUGAACGGUUGUCCUGUCUGAACUCAGAGGACUGGUCUCAGUUUUUACAGCAGGUGUGUGCUGUUCUGGAGUCAGUGGACCGGGCCGGAUCAGCCAACGCCACAGCACCACGCACUAAACUCAACCUACUGUGUUACCUCUGCUCUGUCUGUAACCACAGUGAGAUGGCCACACAUCUUAUACACUCCCAGCUGUUCCCUGUCCUGGUUCAACAGAUGCGACAUGCUCCGAACUGGGAUAUAAGGAGCAAAGUGAUGAGAGUGAUCGGCCUGCUGGCCUCCCACUGCACAGAGCUCAGAGACGACGUUCCUGUCACAGAGGCGGUGGCCAUGUUCACAGAACUGAUCCGAGAGAACUUCAGGAGCAGCAAAUUGAAGCAAUGCUUGAUUCCACCACUAGGGGAGCUGCUGUAUCUCAUUGCUACACAGGAAGAGAAGAAAGAGCGCCCAGGAGGAUUGUGGGUCGUUCCUGCUGCCGCCUACACCGUGUUAAUGAGGUGCCUUCGGGAAGGGGAGGACUUGGUGGUGAACCACAUGGCUGCCAAAAUCAUAGAGAAUGUGUGCAGCCGAGAGUCUCAAUACGCCCAGGGAUUCAUCACUGCAGAGGUGGGACCUGCACUCUGGUUUCUGUUCACACACUCCACAGUGGAUGCACUCAGGGUCAGCGCUAUAUCUGCUCUAUGUAAAAUAACACGCCAAUCUGCUGGGGCCUUCCAGAGCGUGAUUGACAAGGUGGGAUUACCCAGCAUCCUCAGCUGCCUGGUGUCAGGCAUCAGCCGUGUCCAGCAACACAUGCUCACUAUGUUCGCUGCCAUGUUAGCAUCAGGAGCACAUUCCCACAGAUUGGUACAGGACCGGGACUUUGUUAUGAAGAUAAUCCGCUCUCUGGAGAGUCCGUCUUCUGUCAUCCGUGCCAAGGCCUUUCUCGUUCUUCUGCAGGUCCUUAUGCACAACAGAGAGAUGCUUCUGCUCUGCUGUAACUCCAGGUAA
Molecule: messenger RNA, 2533 nt
Organism: Rhinichthys klamathensis goyatoka
Lineage: Eukaryota; Metazoa; Chordata; Actinopteri; Cypriniformes; Leuciscidae
Product: serine/threonine-protein kinase ULK4-like
Exons: 22
Coding region: 245-2533 (762 amino acids)
Biological process (GO): protein phosphorylation
Molecular function (GO): protein kinase activity; ATP binding
Source: RefSeq, a predicted model, not a curated record